This is a messenger RNA of Trematosphaeria pertusa, 1116 nucleotides long. RefSeq lists its product as uncharacterized. The coding region runs from base 1 to 1116 and encodes 371 amino acids. NCBI's taxonomy places the organism in Eukaryota, Fungi, Ascomycota, Dothideomycetes, Pleosporales, Trematosphaeriaceae. The record is from RefSeq and is a predicted model, not a curated record. The transcript has a single exon.
AUGUCUUUCCGCACGCUUCCAACGAAAGGCCAGUUCCUCAGCCAGCUCAUCAAGCCCGCCAAAUGUACGCUUUGCGACGUGGCGUUUAACGCCAGCAACCACAAGCCAGUCACGGUGCCAUGCAUGCAUCAACAUCAGUUUGGCCACCAGUGCUUAAGGAAGUGGCUUGAUAGGAAUCUUGAUUGCCCCACUUGCCGUAUGCCCUUAUAUAAUAAUAGCCAACCUAGCGAUCUUGAAACCUUUUCGGAAGGAAGCAUCAUGCCGACGACGUCAGCGGAAGGGCGAAACACUAGAACAUCUGCGGCCAACGCCUCCGCGACCUUGCCGGUCGCGGUCUCGAACAACAUCAACCCUUGGCUUUGGGAAUUGUCAGUAGGACAAGAUGAGCACUGGGUUUCUAUGUUCAUCCAGAGCCUCUGGAACGGCGUCCGCGACAGGCUCCUCCACCCGCUCCACCACCCCGAAAACGACACACAACAAACCUUCGACGAUAUCAUCGGCAAUACACAGGCCCAAGCAGGAUUCUUGGUCCGCGUGUUCGGCGAGCUUGUCGAAAUGAAGCUCUGCAAGACAAGCGACGAGUUCUACCGCAACGUUACGUUUCAUCUCCGGGAAUGUGGUUUCUCACCCGAAAGCCGAGCGCUGUGCAUCCCAUUGUUUGCUCUAACUAAGCUGUUGGUCUACAUGUGCAGCACAAUGGGUUACAUCCACGCCAUGCCCAGCGCCUUCAGCUCACACCUUCUCCUCGAAUUCAACACCAUCACGCACUUCUCUGGCGAGCUGAGUUGGGAAGCAUGGGAGCGUGUAUCGCGCUCGAAGAACCAUCGCGAUAAGAAGAUCCUCCGCUGGUACAGCUUCGUGCUUGCCUAUCACGUCUCGUACAAUGAGAAGAUGGAGGCUUUUUCGAAGGAGCCAGAGGAGACAGUGAAGCAUAUGGGAAGGUACUGGAAGGGUGAGCCGAGCAAAAAGUUCGCUAUGGUGGUCGCUGGUGUGGCGGUGACUUGUUGUAAUUGGGAUACCGAAACCGGGGGACAGAUCAGGCAUUUGAAGUUGCCGGUUGGGGAGGUUAAGUAUCGGUGGGGUAGGGCGUGGGCUUGGGCUAAUGCUGAAUACUAG